Messenger RNA from Ornithodoros turicata, 4045 nucleotides. RefSeq lists its product as uncharacterized. Lineage: Eukaryota; Metazoa; Arthropoda; Arachnida; Ixodida; Argasidae. Gene Ontology annotation, molecular function: metalloendopeptidase activity. Bases 1675 to 3330 code for a protein of 551 amino acids. Gene Ontology annotation, biological process: proteolysis. The record is from RefSeq and is a predicted model, not a curated record. The transcript is spliced from 2 exons.
UGAUGGUGGAGGCCACAGUUAGGAAACAUAGUCACGUUUAGACAAUAUUUUAGCCCUGGCCAUUGGUGGAUGACGGCAAGAGACGGAAGAAGAAGAAUCCAGUCAACACUGCUCACGUUCACUCACUUAUUACGGAAGAAGUAGUCACGCCACGGCCAUUAUCUCAUUGGUAGAAGAAGAAGAAGUUUUUUUAGUUCUCUCUCAUUCCAUUCGAAGCGACCACGGUGACAGUGCCUAUGAACCAAUCUACUGAUAAACCGGCGAAGAAGCGGAAGGCUUCGGCUGCUUCCAAGAGCUCGAAGGCAUCAUCAGGUUCACAGAAGAGCAAGACGUCCGAAGCUUCGACGAAAUCUGCCGAUGUGCACGGAAAAUUAGCAGAUCUUGCUCAGGUUAGAAAGGACACCCUGACUGCAGCUGCAUCGAACAAGAGCGACUUGCAGUCGGCCACGUCUCAAGAUCCCCUGUCGAAGAAAACGGGCGAGGCAGUUGACCACAAAAAAACCGCUGCAACUGAAGCGGAUUCGCAGCCUCCCGUAUCUUCACUACCAUCUGAACGGAAACCUUCAAAGUCGGUGGCUAUUUGCACCCCAGUUGUGGUACCCGCGUUUUCAGCUCAGGAUGCCAGUGCCGUCAACCGGGAGGGAGCUCCAGCACAGGACAGAGGAACACCAGGAAUCGCUAGCUUGGCAACUCAAUCCAUUAUGUCGACCAGGAUGCGUUUCUUGGCUUCGCUUAUCAACAAAAUGCCGGAAAACCAGCCAGAGGAGACUUCGAAGCUGAAGCAAGUAGAAAAGCCCAUCGAACGCAAACGUGCAGGACGUAGUAAAGAGGACCAUACCAUGCCGACUGGCGCUACUCCUCACCCAAAAGACAAGCCUGCUGGAAAGGAUGACCGCAGCAAGGUAAGCAAGGUACCAGGGACAAGCAAGCAGUUGCUCGUAUGCGUUCUUCUCGUGGCUGUCAUCUCGGUCGUCGUCACGGUUGCUUUUCUCUACCGACGAUUCUUCUCGGAAAAGGGCAUCCUAGUGGAAUGCAACACAGACGAAUGCAGGAACGUCUUAUCCCAAAUCCAGCAGCUGCUGAGCCCUAACAUCGAUCCCUGCGAUGAUUUCUAUGGUUACAUCUGCGGCAAGUGGGCCGGCAAACCGAACUCCGGUUUCCUUGACGAUGUCAUGAGCAGGGAUCGGAACCGGAACUGAACCCGAACCAAAAACCGGAAAAAAACGUUAUUUUCUGACGAACCCGAACCGAACCGAACCCGAACAAUUUUUUUGCUUGUCCUGAGCCGAACCGGAACUGAACCGAAAAAAAUUGAUACGGUUACCGGUUCGGGAAUCGGUUCAGAGGUGAAUUAAUUGUACUACUGACCGACCUUUUUUUUGCUCACCUGAAACGGUUAUCUCACACCUUUCUCUUACAAUCGUGUACGGUGAGCGUAAGCUUGCUUGCAUGUAGCAAAAUUACUGCCCGUGGACCGGUUAAACCGAGGCCGAGAAAAGUAACUGUUCCAAUCCCUGUAAAUGCCCCGACCGCUGACAGAUUUUUUUUGUCUGUGCAUGUGCGGGGGGGGGGGGGGGGGUUCUCCCUGAGCCGAACCCGAACCGAACCGAUAUACCUGAACCGGUUCAAGCUGUUAAUUUCGGUUCAGCGGAGCUAAACCCGAACCGAACCAAUAUGCCUGAACCCGAACCCGAACCGGACCGAAAAAAAUACCGGUUCCGAUCCCUGGUCAUGAGUACAUACAACCAGACGCUAAUAGACGCCCUCUUUUCCCAACAGUCCCUGCAACGAUCCAGGCUUGGAAGGCACGUGUUUUCAGGUCUUUACCAGAAGUGUGACCAUUACAUCAAGAGAGGUAAAGGUUCCUUCGAGGAUGCCAUGGAAGAUAUCAGCAAAUUAAUCGACAGUGACAAGUUACGAGAAGCCAGAGACCAGUCAGCUUUAUUCGCACAUCUUACGGGCCUUGUUUUGAAGACUGGCGUCCAUACCUUCUUUACAAUCGAAUUUGAUCCAGCCGGUAGGGUAGCAGCCAUGCGUAUCUGCCCCGGUCGUUCCAUCCAGCAAAAAAUUUCCGCCGGACAUGAUUUGUCUGUCAUCGAUGUCACCACCGUAUCGAAUUUGACUCGCAGUUUUCUGGAGAAGACCGUAUUCGGUCUCAACCUUACGAACGAAACGAAUGCUGACGACCUAUUCGACAUCGACAAAGACGUCCAUCAAAACUUGCUGAAGCCGACGUCGACACGAGGAGUACAUUUCAGGGACAUAGGCACAGUGACUUCGAUAAGAAUUCCAGUAGACGUUAUUAAUAGAAUUGUUCCUUCACGGCUUCAAGUAGGGCUCGACGAUGUCGUUUUGGUGACUGGGGCAGAUUCCAUACAAAGUAUCAACCUUGCCAUAAAGCGCCGACCGUUUCCAGAGCAGAAGUACUACUGCAUCGUCAACCUGCUUGCCGAAUUCCUUCGGUAUAAUAUCUACAGUGAACAUUUCCAGCACGACUACAAGCUCCACACAAUGGUUUGUCUCAGCGCCACCAAGGCAGUCCUUAUCAACACCUGGCAGUACUUAGUCGCCCAGUUGGCUGUGGAGUACAGUUACGCGAAGAUAACGAGAGACAUGGCAGUUAUCGCGAAAAAUACUGUAGCCAACGGAAAAGAAUUCGAUAUAUUUGACAGUUACUUGCAAUCGAACAUCAAGAGUAUAUUAAGGGACAUGAAGAUAGCCGUUUACGACGGCCUGGGUUUACCGCGUUUAAGCUCUGACAUCAACUACAAUUCAUGGAACUCGCAGGGAACGUUUUUUCAGUCUUUGAUGGACGCGGCACGUUGCACACGGGCAAUGCACUACAAGACGUUUUAUUAUGAGAACACUGACGUAGCGGCGCAGUAUCAGUACAGCGCCACGAUUGCGUACGCAGAUCCCUUCUUGUAUGUUCCGACGGCGUACCAGCGUAGUCCACUCUUGCACGUCGGCCAGGGGCUCCCCUUGUACAUCAAUUUGGUCUCUCUCGGUCCGUUGUUGGUGGUGGAGAUGCUGCGAGGAAUUGCUGGACCCCUUCGAGACUCCGCGAAAGCGGGAAAACAGUUGGGGAACGCGAUGUCUUGCACGAAGAAAGUCGGUUCACUAAUAGGCCUCGACGUGGAGGACUCCACAGAGUCGCAACCUUGGGACAGCGAUGUUGUGCUGUGGUACUUCGCGUUUCGCAUCCUCUAUUUAGAAGUGCAGAACGCGGUAAUGUCCCGGGGUAAUGAUGUCUUCAGGGAACACGUGGCCCACUGCCCAGUGGUAUUUCUUCGUUCGGUUUUGCAUGAUUUCUUGUACGUCGCGAGAUGACGGUUCAAGCCGAGAGCCUCCAAAGAGCUUCAAAGAACGAUGCUUGGUUCAUCUGCUUGCACACAAGGAUUUUGCAGUUCGUUUCAGAUGCUCUUGGAGAUCGAAUUUCAGAACUAUUGACUGUGUCAACGACUAGGAGUUUUCUAGUGGUUUGUAGUUUUUGCUGUAAUGAUUCAGAUAUUUUUAUAGAUCAACAAAAAAAAAGUACAAAUUUUUUCGUUUCGCUUUGUCUCGUAGGAGAACAGAGAACACCACCAGUCGCCGGGUGCCUGAGACGUAUUCCCAUUAUACUUGCAAGGGCCUGCUUUCUAAGAUAUAGUCCUGGUUAAAGUAGCACACAGUAAAUCACGGCUGACAUCAACGUCGUGUGCACUCAGAAAACGAGAAGUUGUAGCAUUGCCGUUGCCGUGUGUACUUCAUGGGAGUAACCACCCAGCGUAGCAGGUGUUGCUGGUGUUGGUGGCGCUUUUGAGAACAAGAGCCCCUGAAUUUGUUCAAGGGAAGACCCGCAGGACGUGGACAGCUCAAUGCUGUCGACAGACGUGACAAUUUCCACGACUAGCCGAGAGCCAUCUUAAGAGCAGUCUAGGCGAGAAUUGGAGCGACACUAAAUGGGGGCGGCACGUCCGGUUAGGCCGCCAAGAAGCUAUCUAUCCGGGAGUAUUGGAACCUGUAUUGAAACACACCCAACGUCACACAUUCGAUAGGCCCUUGA